GUGAAGGUCAAACUGACACUCAACUAGUAUGACGACGUAUAUGUCGCGUUUUGCCAAAUGAUCGACAGAGCUUCCUUUAAACCCCAACAAAGGAAGAUCGAGGUCUGCUAUAUUAGGAUUUCGUAGAUUUUCUAUUGUAAAAUGACAGAAGCAAGAAGCGAGCUAAAAAUUGUAUUACUUGGUAAAGAGAAUGGUGGCAAAUCGUGUUUGGUGGUCCGAUACCUUCACAAGCGAUACAACCCAGAAAAUGUUUCGACGACCAUAGGUGCAGGUUAUGGAAGUCACAGAGUCAUUGUAGAUGGUAAAACUGUAGUUCUGGGAAUAUGGGAUACUGCUGGUUCAGAGCGAUACAAUGCGAUGGCUCGGGUAUAUUACCGGAAUGCAAAAGCUGCUGUUGUUUGUUAUGAUCUUACCGACGAUACAAGCUUCGAAAGAGCAAAGUUUUGGAUCAACGAACUACGGAAGUACGAAGAGGGGUGUAAGGUUUAUUUGUGUGGAACAAAGCUUGACCUUGUACAGGACGAUCCAAGUUGUAGAAAAAUUUAUUCAGAAAUGGCAGAAAACUUGGGAUUGGAAAUCGGUUCGAAAACAUUCGAAACUUCAAGUAAAACAGGAGAAAACGUAGAAGAAUUCUUCUACGAGAUUGCAAAAGACAGUCUUAUGGUGGAAGCUGAGCAAGAGACGAGAAGAGAUCCUCUCGGGCCCGUGAAACUCUACACCCAUCAGAUGAUGAGACCAGAAAUAGAACUCGAGAUCUCAGAAGUGAGUGCAAACGAAGUCUUCUUGGUGGACAGAGGCAAGGCCAAAAAUCAAAUAAAAUUCAGAUGUUAGAGCUGUUAGUGAGGAUCACUGGAUCAAAAGAAAAAGUGCGCCAAUCAAAGCUCCUAAAACCACACUGAUUACCAAUAUUAUAAGCAAUGCCAUUAAUUUCUCGACUCAUACGUGCUCGAAUACCACCCAGGCCCAGUUUUGGCGUAGAUACUAUACGUGUAUUGAGAUUAGUGCCCAGCAAGAAUUGUACUCUCGAGCACCGUCCUCAGCAACCAAAUGCCAGUAUACACCUAGUGGUAAAGUGGCAAGUUAUAACAUAAUUUUUCACAUCACACUGAUUAUUGCGUCCUAAUAAUAUUGAUUUAUUAUAGAAGAAAACUUAAGAGUUUAAAAUCAUGCAUUUGUAAAUUCAUCUGUACUGGUAAAUAUCGUUAGUUCACUAUUUAUCAAAAUUGUAUUCAUUCAAAGUAUUGUUGGUGUUUUGUAUGCAACUGAUAGACGAACAAACAAAGAAUAAAAACAACCAAUAUCUGGUUGCUCGAAAGUAAGAUA
Messenger RNA from Actinia tenebrosa (Australian red waratah sea anemone), 1323 nucleotides. Its product is annotated as ras-related protein Rab-24. The record is from RefSeq and is a predicted model, not a curated record. Gene Ontology annotation, molecular function: GTPase activity; GTP binding. NCBI's taxonomy places the organism in Eukaryota, Metazoa, Cnidaria, Anthozoa, Actiniaria, Actiniidae.